AUGGAUGCUCAAGGCGAGUUCUGCAUUAUUCUCAGCAAUGAGAAACCGAAUAGAAUUUGGAGUAAGGAAGGAGAAUGGGAAUGCGAUGUAGACUAUGGCACAAAUCAUGGAUUCGGGCAAUGCAAAUUGGAAUUGAUGAAAUGUUUUAAUAAGGGUAGCAAGACCAUGAAGUUUUUCUUAUGCCCCAAGGAACAAGCACCAUGGAAACUUUGGGGAGCCUAUGAAAUGAGUGAAGUGAGAUUCGACAAAUCGUCUAAUGUCGCAAAAAACCACUGCCCGGAAAUACGGUAUUUCAAAGAUGUGCACCUUGGAUGGAUAAAAAUGAAAUGGAAAGAUUGUAGGCAUUUCACUGAUCGGGUCGGUAUGUGGGUGAUGAAAUUGGAUGAGCCAGAGAAUGUGCCUGGAGAGCAUCUUAAAUGCCAUUGGGUUGUAACCGACACUGAGUCACUUGAUGAUAACGGGUGGAUAACUGAAGAGGAAGAGGUAGAGGAAGAAGAAGAGGAAGAUGAUGUGGAAAGUGAUUCAGAAGGUUACUACUCAACUGCUUCGAGCCAAUUUUCACGAGCAUCAUCACCCGAAGUUUUACGACCACCAUCGCCUUUAUUAGAUCUUGGCUUGAGUGAUGAAAUUCAUGACCUACCUCAAUACAGACCGGUUUCUCACUCGACGGAUACUGCACCAUUAAUUAUUCCUUUAUUAUCAACCACUCCAGCUAUCAUGCCUUCAGCUGUGCAAGAUGAAGAACGGAUUCAUACCAAUGUUGCCGGAAUAAUCUUCAAAACUUCUAAUAAGAAGUUAUCCAAUACUGACUAUGAUGUUUCUAAUGGUCGUUAUGAAUUGGAUGUGGAUGACUACACUUAUUAUAUAUUCACACGGUUUGCUGUGAUAAAACUCGACUGCCCUGAGUUUGCUCAGUACAGGGUUGACGGAAUGAUUGUCUAUUGUGAUAUUUCGUUGGACAGAGACCGAAACAUAUUCAUUGUUACUCAAUUCCAUUCCGCUACUAGUUUCACAGAGGGAGAAGCAAGUAUGGAUCAAGAUGUUUAUGUGGAAGAAUCUCCAACAGGAUCGUUAAUUGCUUAUUGUUACCUAGACUUGGAGAGUGAGGCAGUCUGUGAAAGUCUGAACGGCGACUUUCGCCAAUAUGAGCAUCCGAUUCUCGGAAUUGUUGAGGUUUUGGAUGAUAUUUAUUUGUACCCUGAUAUGCACUCAGGAAGGCUCGUUUUGGAAAACGAUGAACCAGAGAAGCUGAUUCAAGGAAUCAGAUACUGGUGUUGUCAAGAGGAUCUACUAGGAGACGGUGUAUUCCGGGAACGUGCUUUAUCGGAAAGCUCACGUUCACGUGGAGAAACUACAACCGAUGAAGACGAUUCGGAAGAUGAAGAGGACCUAGAGCGAAACAGGCGUCUUGAACAACGUCGUGCUGAAACAACUGAUCAAGAAAAGUUGGAAAAUGGCAGUGAUCCGGAGAAAAACCAUGACAAUGAUCAACUUUUAGAGCACUACCUUGACCACAAAUUAAAAAUGGCACGACGUUACAUUUAUGACGACAUAAUGACCUUUGGAAUAAUUGUUGCUCUCCAAGGCGACAAUGAGAAUGGCCUCUUUGGUAAAGUGAUGACAACGAAAGGCCCAAAUUUUGUAAACGGUUUGAAGCUCGAAGAAGAAAGUCCCACUUACGAAGUGGGUGACUGGAUCAAAAUAAAAACCAAGAAAAACUGUCAUGAAGUAUUAGAGAUAACUGGCUUUGCGCGUUCUUUUUGGGUAUCAACCACAACAAUGGAUAACGGUUUAACGAUAAGAGGUGAUAUUCACAUCGCGGCAUACACGUUGUGUAAAAAGGAAAACGAGUACACUUACUAUAAAGACAGGGACGUUGGUAGAAUUCCAAUAGAAAAUAAAUAUUUGGAAGGAGAUGUUGAAAGCGUGCACAUUGAACUAAAAUAUAGAACUGAACCAAAACCGAGCUAUGGUAAGAACGUCAGUUACUGGGACGUCAUAAGAAUUUUUGGUAAUACUAUGCGUGAUAGAGGUGCUGAGGAAGAAAAGAGGUUCAACAACCCAUGGUUGACAGAACUUGAUGAAAGUGAUUCCGUGUCAAAAGAGCAUCUGGCAAUUGCGAUGCAACAUUUCGAAAACAACAAAAUUCUUGUUUGGAUCCGAGAAAUGAAAGUUGCUGCUAUUUUAGAUCGAAACAUGGCAAGAGGGGAAGAAAUUUUACUCGGAUGCAUUUUCAUUUGCACUUUGGAUGAGGCCACUAAGACUAAAAGUUUCAAUAUGAUCAAUGGAAUUUAUUUUGAAGUUGCUACAAUCGUUGAGAUGCUAGACCUCAGAGCCAAUACUCGUCCUAUCAGCGAUCAUGAGGUGGAAAUACUUCUAACAGUGGAUUCAAAUAAUAUUCAUGAAAUGAGAGACAUUACAAUUGGAUAUUCUAACUCAAAAGAUGUGAUCUGUUUCACUCCUGAAUCUGCCAAUCAUUUUCUCAAUAACUCGCGUGAAAACCCAAAAAAGGAAGUGUGGUGCAGGUUGAAACCACAAAGAAUGGCUAGACAAUUUGUUGUUGAAGAUAUUCAAAACUUGUACACAAGACAGAUAUACGUCUGUCAGGUGUGGACAAUUGUUGAUCCCUAUGCAUAG
Messenger RNA from Caenorhabditis remanei, 2637 nucleotides. RefSeq lists its product as uncharacterized. Bases 1 to 2637 code for a protein of 878 amino acids. Lineage: Eukaryota; Metazoa; Nematoda; Chromadorea; Rhabditida; Rhabditidae. The record is from RefSeq and is a predicted model, not a curated record. The transcript is spliced from 21 exons.